Plectropomus leopardus (leopard coralgrouper) is the source of this 1532-nucleotide messenger RNA. RefSeq names its product monoacylglycerol lipase abhd6-B-like. Gene Ontology annotation, biological process: acylglycerol catabolic process. Gene Ontology annotation, cellular component: membrane; AMPA glutamate receptor complex. Gene Ontology annotation, molecular function: monoacylglycerol lipase activity. The record is from RefSeq and is a predicted model, not a curated record. Lineage: Eukaryota; Metazoa; Chordata; Actinopteri; Perciformes; Serranidae.
GAGGAAACAAUCGGUGAUCCGGUUAAAGGAAGUCACGUUUUCCGGUACUUUACUGCGCGUUUACACACCUCCUGGUUCCUCCUGAGGAGUCACUGUGUUUGCAGAGAUGGAGCUGAUCGUGCUAUCAGGAGGGAUUCUGGCUCUCCCGCUCAUCGCCUUCAUCACCUCCGUCCUGUUCUGGCCCGGAGCGCUCCUCAAGGCCUACAACUGGUACUGGCGUCGCAGGCUGGGGCUGGUGGUUCGAUACUCUCACAGUGGAAGUUACCGCUUCUGUUAUUGCAGCCGCGGGACACCAGGAGGCGCCACGCCGUCACUACUCCUGCUGCACGGCUUCUCCGCCACCAAGGACAUGUGGCUGCCUGUCAUCAAUUAUCUCCCUAGAAACAUGCAUGUAGUGUGUGUGGACAUGCCGGGACACGAGGGGACGAGUCGCACCUGUGCCGAGGACUACAGCAUUCAGGGCCAGGUCGCACGAAUCCACCAGUUCGUGCAGAGUAUCGGUCUGGACAAAAGACCCUUCCACCUGGUCGGGACCUCGAUGGGAGGGAACGUCGCUGGAGUGUACGCCGCCCAGUACCCAGCUCACCUGUCCAGUGUCACUUUGGUCUGUCCUGCAGGUCUAGUUUAUCCCACAGACUCUGAGUUCAUCAGCCGUCUGAGGGAGAUGGAGAAGACUCAGCAGGAGGACUCGAUCCCUCUGAUCCCCUCGACUCCUCAGGAGCUGGAGGACAUGCUGAAACUCUGCUGCUUUACUCCCCUCAACCUCCCCAAACAGGUUUUGCGGGGUCUCCUUGCCAACCGGCUCCCCAACAAUGGUUUCUACAAAGAAGUGUUUAUGGAGAUCGUCGGGGAGAAGUCUCGUCACUCGCUGCAGGAAAACUUGCAUCUGAUCAAAUCACCUGUGCAGGUCAUCUGGGGGAAGGAGGACCAGGUGGUGGACGUGUCGGGGUCAGCGGUGCUGCAGGCGGCGCUGCCAAGCUGCCAGGUGACGGUGUUGGAGAACUGUGGUCACUCUGUGGCGUUGGAGCGGCCCAGAAAAGCCGCCACGCUCAUUGUGGACUUCCUGCGCAAACAGGAAGUCAACGGUGAAAACACUAAAAAACUUUCCUGAAGAAAACUUUUGAACCCUGUGACGGCUGAUGACAGAGAGGAGAAUGAAGGAGAUGUUGAGGAUGAAGUAAAAGGUGAAGAAAACAAUGAUAAUCUUUUAUAGUUUGAUAAAAGCGUUUUUUACGACAGAGUUUACACCUGAAAAUUGAUAAACGCACAAAAGUUGGAAGGACUGUUAAAUUUUCCUGAAGUUUUUAGACACAGCGCCUUGCAGGAAGCUGCAGUCACUGUUUCCAGUGUUAAUGUUCAAUGAAAACAUUCCACGUUUGGAUUUUGCACUUUUCUCUGCAGAAAAAUUGUAUUUCAAUUUCCUGUUUCAUGUGAAUGUCAGGCAUUUGUUUGUGUGUGAAGUCUCCUACUGUGAAACAUCUGCAUAUUUAACUUCAUGAAACCACUCAAUAAAUCUCAUACAAAAAAAGGAA